CUUUCCUCUGACUAACGUAUAAAAUCCUCAAACCAAACUAAUUUUCUCAAAGUUUCCCAAUCAUUUUCCGGGAAAAUUUACAGACGAGAAAACAAAUAUUCUCUUCCUCUCGAUUUACGAAAUUUAGAAGCAGCUACAUUCCUCAUAAAUGGAGCAACCAACGAGAAGGAGGCCACGACGUCGUCCUCUUGAGACUUGUGGUGGUGUGAUACUCUCCAUGGCUCGUGUUGUAUACACAAGAAGCCAGACUCUGAAGAAGAAGAAGAAUCUAGCCUCGUGGCUAUUGCGGAAACUCUUCGAAUUCGUUAUCUUCUUUGUUUCGAUGACAAGUCCGUUUCAUCGCCAUUUUCUCGCGAUUCUCUCUGUAGCUGACGAUCACAUUCUCGCGUUGCAAGACGCGAUUGAGACUUACUUCCCUUCUUCCAGCUUUGUGUUCGUCAAGAUCUUCGAUUUGCUGAUCAUUGUAGAGACUCUGCCAGAGAAAUUUGAUGGAUUUCUCAAGAAACUUCCGAGUUUGAUGAACCGAGUGGCGUGGCUAGAUUGGUUGUUGGUUCAUGCUAUUUCUUGGCUUGGUUUGUUGGUGAACGUUUUGGGACGUUGGAGAGAUAAGAACAAAGGGACGAAGGAGAAAGAGAUCACGGUCGAUAGGAGCUUUAGCAGAUCAGGAUCAGUUUCAGAAGAAGAAGAGGAAGAGAAGACGAAAUUCGGGACAGAGAAGAAAGUGUCGUACAAAGAGGCAUUACAGAGAGGAAGUAGUGGAGAAGAUGGCGGUGGAAGCACUGGUCGCAGCAGCAGCAGCCGCGGAGAUCCUAUUUUGGAACUGUUUGAGACCGGAUGGAUUCAGAAUCCCAUCAAAAGAAGUAGUAGAAGCGCGGAUUCGCUCACCUUCUCGCGUUCUGAAUCCUACUCGACCUGAUCUCUUUCGUUAUACGAGUUUGAACCCGAGGGGUGACACAAUAGAUUACAUGUUUUGGUCUCUUUCAAGUACUUCUUGUAUUCUUGACUUUUGUAAAUAUCAUAUUCUAAGCAACCUAAGUUGAAGAUUUGUUUACUCUUAACAUUGGAUAAUUAUCAUUGAAACAUAAGAAACAAGAAUAGCAAUAAGUGAAUUGAUGUUAAAAAUUGGGGUUUUGUUUUAUUUGUAUUUACCUUGAUAUACAUCUUUUUU
This is a messenger RNA of Arabidopsis lyrata subsp. lyrata, 1168 nucleotides long. RefSeq lists its product as uncharacterized. The transcript is spliced from 2 exons. The record is from RefSeq and is a predicted model, not a curated record. The coding region runs from base 149 to 916 and encodes 255 amino acids. Lineage: Eukaryota; Viridiplantae; Streptophyta; Magnoliopsida; Brassicales; Brassicaceae.